Drosophila ananassae is the source of this 970-nucleotide messenger RNA. RefSeq names its product ATP synthase mitochondrial F1 complex assembly factor 1. Gene Ontology annotation, biological process: mitochondrial proton-transporting ATP synthase complex assembly. The record is from RefSeq and is a predicted model, not a curated record. Gene Ontology annotation, cellular component: mitochondrion. The coding region runs from base 93 to 926 and encodes 277 amino acids. NCBI's taxonomy places the organism in Eukaryota, Metazoa, Arthropoda, Insecta, Diptera, Drosophilidae. The transcript is spliced from 2 exons.
GAAGGUCGAAGUUAGAAUCGAUAGUUUAGAAAAUUCUAAAACAUCGGCAUUGAUCGGAUUGUAUAAUUUUUAUUUGCAAAAGUUGUAUUGGCAUGGCCUGUGCUCGGAAACUUCUUGUACGCGUCUUUAUGCAUAAUUCUCCUGCCGUGACCCGGUGUAUUGCCAUGUCAGCUACUCGCCGCGCCGAGGAGGCCGUCGAGAAGUUGAAGGAGGGCAAUCCCUAUUACUCCAAGUAUGCGGACAAAAUAUCCAAGCUGCAACAAACCUCUGCGGAGGAAUUUCUGGACCGCGUGGAGCGAGUGGUUAAUCCCAUUAAGGAUGGCAAGAGCCAGGCCAGGUCCUACUCUGAGCUUCUGAACCCCAAAACGAAGUUGGAUGAACAGAAGGCUGAGCUGCCACACAAGAAGCUAACAGACAUCAUGAAGUUGGAGUUGAUUGCCGACAAAAGCGCCGAGGAGAUAUCCCAGAUCUGGCUCGAGUACCACAAGACUAAGGAAGUGCUGGCUGCAACUCUGACCACCGCCCAGUACGAAACCUUGAUGGCGAGGGCAAAGGAAUACCCAGUUUUCUUGUUGCCGCUACCACGCAGCGAGGGCUUCGAGUUCAUCAUGCUGCAGUUUGCGGCCAACACAGUACACUUCACCCCACUUCUGGCCUACCAGGUCCACCACGAGAACGCUCCUGAAUGCCUUACGCUGGUGCACUACACCGAGGAGCAGGACAAGGGCGUAGUGCUGAUGCGUGGAGAAUACGACAGCAAGGUGCUUACCGCCCAGGAGGCGCAGUGCUUGGCAAAUGAACUGCAAAUGUUUUAUUUGAAGGCGGACGAAAACAAGCUGCGCUUGCUCGAAACUUUCACACGAAAACCGGACGAGUUCAAACACAUGGAUCUCAUCAAGGAGGUGGAGAACAUCCAGCUGGGCUAGGCCAUGAAAUUGUUAUCAAAAUAUAUCUUAUACACAAACACCAA